This is a messenger RNA of Pocillopora verrucosa, 615 nucleotides long. Its product is annotated as ATP-dependent DNA helicase pif1-like. The record is from RefSeq and is a predicted model, not a curated record. Gene Ontology annotation, biological process: telomere maintenance; DNA repair. Lineage: Eukaryota; Metazoa; Cnidaria; Anthozoa; Scleractinia; Pocilloporidae. Gene Ontology annotation, molecular function: DNA helicase activity.
AUGUCUACUUUUGGUGAUAUGCAGGAGUGUGCUUAUGAUAUUAUUAAGGGGCAUUCAGAGCAGCAUUAUCCAAAGGAUCCACCACUGCUUAUAAUUUUUGGUGGUGGUGGAACAGGAAAAAGCUACCUUAUUAGUGUUCUUAAAAACCUACUUCAACUAUCAUGUGCAGUGACUGCCACAACUGCCAAAGCUGCAUUUAGCAUACAUGGUUGUACUAUCUAUUCAGCAUUAACACUUCCUGUCAAUGCAAAUGGCAACAAAGACUUAACUGGGCAAAGCCUCAGACUACAUAAUACUCUACAAGAAGCAAGUUCCAUUAUAAUUGAUGAAUACUCAAUGUUAGGCCAAAACAUUAUUGUCUGGGUUGACAAAAAGUGCAGGCAAGCUACUGAUUUAACCGAUCAAUUCUUUAGUGGAAAGUCAAUUAUAUUAGUUGGUGAUCCUAUGCAAUUACCUCCAGUAGUAGAAAAGCCUCUCAAUUACUCUAAGCCCUCCAGCACUCUACAAGAACAAGGUCAUUUAGCCUGUUUCAUGUUUAACACUGUUCUUAAACUAACACUGAAUCAGAGAGUAAAGGCUUCACCCCAGAACAAGCUACAUUUAGAGAUUUAUUGA